UUUCGGCAAUUUGCAAUCCUUUCUCACACGUAUCUCCGCCUUUCCCUCUUAUUUAAACACUAACCGCUCUUUACACUUCACCUUUUCUUCAACUCAUCUCACACUCGCCGGAAUAUCUCCUUCCUCCGCCGGAAUAUCUCUCUCCUAGGGUUCCUCCCAAAUUUCCGGUUGAUUUUGAUAUGCCGAAUUUAGUGAGAGAGAAUCUGUUCAUCGGAAACAUUAGCGAUGCCGCGGAGGUUCUUGAGAAAGGAAGCUCUGAAAUCACUCAUGUAUUAUCGGUGUUGAGUUCGUCGUCGAUUUCGUUUUUUACGGAAUGGCAUAGCUCUCUUGACAUUCCGGCGAAGGAAAUACGGAGAGUUUUCGCCGGAGAUGCUGAGUAUGUGGACGGUUCGAAGAGUGCGCUUUUGCCAACAAAGGAGGUUUAUAAUAUGGAGUAUGCUGGCAAGGAUUUGAAGAUGGUGAGGAUGGCAGUACCACUUAAAGAUACUGAGGAUGAGAAUUUAUUGGAUUAUUUGGAGGUUUGUUUGGAUUUUAUUGAGGAAGGCAGGAAAAAGGGGGCUGUUUUGGUGCAUUGUUUUGCUGGUGUGUCAAGGAGUGCAUCAAUUAUCACAGCGUAUUUGAUGAGAUCUGAACAACUAUCUCAGGAAGCUGCACUUGAAUCCUUACGGCAAAGCUGUGAGUUUGUUUCACCAAAUGAUAAUUUUCUAGAACAGUUGAAAAUGUUUGAGGAGAUGGGUUUCAAGGUUGAUCACGGUAACACCAAAUAUAAACGUUUUCGUUUGAGAAUACUUGGUGAUUCAUAUAAUCGUGGACAUAAAAUCGACAGUUCGAAGUUUGGAGCGGAUCCUGGCUUGCCACAAGAAGUUGAGUCUUCUAGCCCAGAAGCACAGCCAGAUGUUAAGAAAAAUUCAAAUGUCGCAUAUCGUUGUAAGAAAUGCCGGAGAGUUGUUGCUUUGCAAGAGAAUACUGUGGAUCACGUUCCAGGUGAAGGCAUGACAGCUUUUCAGUGGCACAAAAGGAGAAACGGAAGCACCUUUGACAAACCUGAUGAUUUUGGAUGCUCCUCGCUUUUUGUUGAGCCAUUAAAGUGGAUGAAAGCAGUUGAAGAAGGGGCAAUUGAGGGGAAGCUGUUAUGUGUUCAUUGUGAUGCUCGGUUAGGCUAUUUCAAUUGGUCAGGGAUCCAGUGCAAUUGUGGGAGUUGGAUUACCCCGGCAUUCCAACUUCACAAGAGUCGGAUCGAUCUCAGCACCAUCUAGUUCCUCAAAAGUGGCAAUGGGGUUACAAGAUCAUCAAAUUUAUCCUUCAUUUUGGAUCCAAAAAUAAAGCGUUACCUUGCACCACAGAAUCUAGAAGCCUGGAGAAUCCUCUACGGAACCGCAAGUUUUAUUUUGCGUCUUAAUCUUAUUACUUGGUAGUCUACUGCAUGAAAAUAUUUGCAACUUUUUUAUCACAGAUUUUUAGUACGGGAAUCUUUAUCUUUCUUUUAUACUUGGUAAUUUUGUAUUAAUUAACGAUGAUGAUGAUGAUGAUGAUGAUGAAAAGUUUGGCUA
Spinacia oleracea (spinach) is the source of this 1550-nucleotide messenger RNA. RefSeq lists its product as uncharacterized. Gene Ontology annotation, biological process: protein dephosphorylation. The coding region runs from base 180 to 1256 and encodes 358 amino acids. Lineage: Eukaryota; Viridiplantae; Streptophyta; Magnoliopsida; Caryophyllales; Amaranthaceae. The record is from RefSeq and is a predicted model, not a curated record. The transcript is spliced from 7 exons. Gene Ontology annotation, molecular function: protein tyrosine/serine/threonine phosphatase activity.